Molecule: messenger RNA, 1959 nt
Organism: Menidia menidia (Atlantic silverside)
Lineage: Eukaryota; Metazoa; Chordata; Actinopteri; Atheriniformes; Atherinopsidae
Source: the annotation of a GenBank genome assembly
UUGUUCUCAAAACACUUUUAAUAUAUUUGUGCAGGAUAUCCCAGAAAGUCUUGGUGAGAAAGACUACCUGUUGCUUUUCUGAAAGCUGAGGGAGUCAUUUCCCGACAGAGCACAGGGAGUUGCGACCCCAUGCAUCAGCAGGCAUGAUAAUUACACACCCACUUCACACUAUCAGCCAGUUCUUGGAUGCCCGUCCUCAAGUAUAGACCACAGGGUACCCAAUACCAGUUGUACGGAGACUAUAUGUGAGGUUGGAAGAGUUUAUGCAGUUACAGAAGUUGAAGAAGGGUUGAACGGGCGCAGGAUCCACUCUCUAUAUCUGCAGAAAAAAAGGUUUUGGCAGCAUGGCCAACUCCGGUAUCCAGUUGCUUGGGUUUUUCCUUUCUUUAAUCGGCAUUGUCGGACUGAUAAUCGGAACGAUCCUGCCGCAGUGGAAGAUGUCAGCUUACAUCGGGGACAACAUCAUCACAGCGGUGGCCAUGUACCAGGGACUGUGGAUGUCGUGCGCUUUCCAAAGUACCGGACAGCUCCAAUGUAAAAUCUACGACUCUAUUCUGCAGCUGGACAGUUCGCUUCAGGCCACUCGCGCCUUGAUGAUAGUUGGCAUCAUUGUAUCUAUCGCAGGUCUGGGUGUGGCCUGUAUGGGAAUGAAGUGCACCACCUGUGGGGGAAAUGACAAAUUACGCAAGUCCCGCAUCGCCAUGACAGGAGGCAUCAUCCUGCUAGUAGGAGGAUUGUGUGCUAUUGUGGCAUGUUCCUGGUUUGCUCACAAUGUUAUUAGGGCUUUCUAUAAUCCCUAUACUCCCGUCAACACCAAGUUUGAGUUUGGUGCCGCCAUCUUCAUUGCAUGGGGUGGCUCCCUCCUAGAUGUUUUGGGUGGGGCUAUGUUGGCAUCCUCAUGUCCAAGGAAGAAGCAGGUAUCUAAAUACCCAUCCAUGGCCGGUUCCCGCUCUGGUCCUCCAAGCAGCAAUAAGGAAUAUGUCUGAGAUCUCCCCGGACUGCACAGGACUUUAAAAGAAGCUGAAGAGGAAGCUCCCACUUGUUUGAGCAUCAGAAAGGAAUGAGUAAAACAUAGACAGAGACUAGGAGUACUGGAGUGAGACUCUUUACUUUUUGUCCAGGCAGGCCUUUGAUGACCCCUUGAUUAUCCAGCAGAACUCUCAAUUUUUUAAUGAAGGAUGUCUCUCACCCCUUCCACACAUUCCACAGUUGUUUACAAGUAGUCUUCACAAAUACAUUAUAAUUGGAUCCCCUGCCCUGAUGGAGACGCCCUCAGGGUGUGACCUCUUGAAUAGUAGCAUAAAUGGUGGAAUUGAGCCAACAAUUGCACCCAUGUGUUACAACCAGCAUUUAUUAGCAUUUACUGUGUAAUUGAAAGUGAUCAAUUCCACUUUGGUGAGCAGGCUUCAACUCUCCACAGUAUAACACAGACACAGUAUGGCAUUAUAGUGUUUUAGAUGAAAUGUUGGUACUAAAAUAGAUGAGCAGGGUGUGUCUUCUUGCACAGUUCCCACCACUUUGGGGGAGAGCAUCAUUAAACACUUUUACUACAACAUUUAGAACAGGACCUGCAGGCCUUCAUAUCAUUCUGUAAGGGUUAAAAAAUUAUCAUGAGGUCAUCAUGUCAUUAUACAUGCCCGUUGUGAAUGCCGGCCACUAUGUGAUUAAGCAGCCUAUUUAUUUUGGGAAUACUAGCUCUUUGCUCCUGUGUAGGAUUUCAUGAUCGGUAAUUCCCUUGUCACUUCUGUAGUUUUCAGAUAUGAGGAACUUAUCCUUUUAUUAGGCUCUUUUAUAUACCGAGUGUUCUUUAUAAAUUUCCCUCAUUUAGCAGAAAAGGGUGUCACAGAAACUGUAUGAAGAAAAAAUCUUUGUUUUUAACAAGUCAAUCAGUUCCUAGGAAAUAAAGCUAAUGCAACACCAAAAACUGUGUGAUGGUUUCAGUCACUGCUCAUGCAGAAC